Messenger RNA from Triticum turgidum subsp. durum (durum wheat), 1284 nucleotides. The record is from the annotation of a GenBank genome assembly. Lineage: Eukaryota; Viridiplantae; Streptophyta; Magnoliopsida; Poales; Poaceae.
AUGAGGGAAAUGGUAGCAUCAGCAGUUGUGCAGGAGGCUGUGAGUGGAGCUGUCGCCUUUGUGUUCAGCAGCCGCCGCGAAAAGGCGUCCCAGGAGGAACUCAUGGAGAGGCUCGAGAUGGCACACCUAAAGCUGGAUUUGGCGCUCGAGAGGACCAGGAUGAUGCCUGUCACCAUCAUGCCGUUGCUUCGCCUGAGGAAGAAACUGAAGGAUGUCUUCAAGGAGUGCGGUGAUCUGCUCAGCAGGGCGAGGGGUCGUCAGAAAGUGGUACCCUCUUUACGCAGAAAGAUUAUGCAUACUGUGCUGCCCUCUUUCAUUGUCCCAAAUCAAGACGUGCUGAGUAGCUCUGCUGUUGGAAGAUUUGAGCGGUUUGUCGAGGAAGCCGACAGGUUUGUGAGGGACGUGGAGUCUGGAUGUUCACUUUCUCACUACAGGUUUCUCAGUUCUCCCAUCAGACAUCUUCUUGAAGGCAAGGGUCUCUCCUAUCGCAUGGUGCAAGGAAGCAAGGCUUUCUCACUUCGUAUAUGGACGGUUUCCGUGGAAGAGUAUGGUAGAGUCGCAUGGCUAAGUUUUCAUUACAAAGAUCGCAAGGUGCCACUCAAAAAUUGCAAGUUGGUGCUGAUUCUAAGAUUAUACGAAAGCACAGACAUAGUUGGAAUUACCGCAAAAUGUUUGCGGUCACUUGCACCUCAAUUCAAGUCUCUGGUUGAAGAUGCAACUGAGGAACUCACCCAAUUACCCACACAAGACGUUUCAUAUUUCGAUUCAGUACGGUGGGAAACCCUGGCUAAAGCGACUACAUAUUGGUGUCCAGACCCAUUUUGUUGCAUAGCUAAUGGGCUCAACAAGCCUUGUGCUAGCAAUAUCAUCUCAUCUGAGUUAACCGGCAGAUUUCCUCAAGAAGUUAUGGCAGUUGAUUUUCGCUGUUGGUUUUCAGCUUCUGAGUACUGCUCGCGGAGCUCAACUGAUGAAGCGCGUAUAAACGCUAUAAAGGCCUGGCCACCUCUACAGAUACAAGUUUACUUCCUAGCUCAUCUCCCGUUUGAACUCACAGGGGAGAGUUUAUUAGUAAUCUUUAACCAUCUCUCGGUUGAAUCGUACCAACACGGAAGUAGCUUAUACCAAAAGGAGGAGGAAAUACAAACAGAGGCAAUUGAUUGUUUCAUCCGUCAACCUGGUAUGGCAAACUACCAUAUGGCUUGGGCCUCGGCACAUGGUUGUGCAUACUUUCAUGUUUCAAAGCCGAUCACAAAAACUAGGAGAGCAUCAAAGAGAAGGCGGUAG